CUGGUGUGCGAUCCGGACCGUUGAAUCCCCUCUCCCCUGUCAGUACGGAGACGGUGGGCGUGGCUAGGAGAAUGGAGCUGGAGCAGGCCUGGCUCUAGUCCCCUCCCAGCACGACCCGCCCCCUCACUGUGAAAGCGGCCGCUGGGCAUUGUGGGAGCGGCUGAGGCGGUAAAAUGGAGGAUCUGGCAAACGAAGAAAAACCUGCCAUAGCACCUCCUGUGUUUGUGUUUCAAAAGGACAAAGGCCAGAAGAGGUCUGCAGAUGGAUCUAGUCCAGAGCUAGGAGAAGAUUCUGACAGAGAGGAUGGGAGUUACUGCCCUCCACCGAAAAGAGAACGAACAUCGUCCUUCUCCCAGUUCCCUCCUUCUCAGUCAGUGACAAAGAACAAUGUAUUCAUGCCAUCCAGCUUUUGUCAGCCUUCCACUGGUAACUCCGACUCGGAACCAGAGGAAAAAUCCAGUGGAUUCCGGCUAAAACCGCCCACGCUCAUUCAUGGUCAGGCCCCCAGUGCAGGACUUCCCAGCCAGAAACCCAAGGAGCAACAGCGCAGUGUUCUGCGUCCAGCAGUGUUACAAGCUCCACAACCGAAGGCUUUUUCCACACCAUUUUUCAGUAGUGGAACAAAUGGCAUCAGUGUAUCCUCCGAACCAUGUGGCUCCUCUACAAAUAAAACUAUUGCAAGCCCUGCAGCCCCAUCACUUUCCUCUGAUAAGGCCAGCGACGCUCAACCCGAGUCCUCGACCGGUAAAUUUGGUACUGAGGGCUCAGAGCGGGCAGAGCAGAACUCUCAGCAGUCCUUUGUUUUUGGUCAGAAUCUUCGAGACAGAGUGAAGCUUGGAGCUGAAAGUAAAGAUUCACUUGAUGGGGAGAAUAUUGGGCCACAGAGUGCAGAUGCUCCAGCACAGACUAAUUACUUUCUACAGUACAUCAGCUCCAGCCUAGAAAACUCUGCACACAAAGCAGACGCUGCCUCCAAUAAGUUUGUGUUUGGGCAGAACAUGAUUGAGAGAGUUCUGAGUCCUCCCAAAGCUGAGGCGGGUUCUGACAGCAAUAAGGAGAAUGCUGGAGUAGAUUCUGGUUCGGAUGGAUCUUCUAUGGAGAAUACCCCAGAGAAAUCUAAUAACAUUUCAGAAUCGCUUGCGGAAUCUGCAGCUGCAUAUACAAAGGCAACAGCAAAACGAUGUUUACUGGAAAAGGUGGAAGUAAUCACAGGAGAAGAAGCAGAGAGCAAUGUAUUACAAAUUCAAUGCAAACUAUUUGUGUUUGAUAAAGUAUCGCAGUCUUGGGUAGAGAGAGGUCGUGGACUUUUGCGACUCAACGACAUGGCUUCUACGGAAGAUGGCAACUUGCAAUCUAGACUAGUGAUGCGCACACAGGGCAGUCUGCGACUAAUCCUCAACACUAAACUCUGGGCACAGAUGCAGAUAGACAAAGCAAGUGAGAAGAGCAUUCGAAUAACUGCAAUGGACACAGAGGACCAGGGUGUCAAAGUUUUUCUCAUAUCUGCAAGUUCUAAAGACACAGGCCAGCUUUUUGCUGCAAUUCACCACCGUAUCCUUGCCCUGAGGAGCCGAGUAGAGCAGGAGAUAGAGAUCAAGUGCCCUGAGCCCGUGAGGGAAGUGACCCAGUCCAAUGAGGAAGACAGCGAUGAUGAUGUCCUAACCCCUGCAGUUUCAACUACAAGUGCACCUAGUGACGAAGGAGACAAGCCACCUGUAUCCAGUACAUAGCAGCCACUUACCUCAUUACCAGAAAGAUGGUGAUCCUCAACUGGCAGAGUUGACAGUCUACAGCUUACCCUCCGCUUUUAAGCCUCAUGGAGUAUUUAAAACCAACUCCCAAUGUUAAGGCUGAACUGAGGACACAGACUUUACACCCACCCAGGAACUGUUCUCUCUUUUUGUUCACCCUAAGUAAACCAGAAAAAAAUACAUUGGAUAUAAAUAUAUAUAUAUAUAUAAUUUUUUUUUAUAGUGUUUUUGGAGGGGAUCAGGGUGUUAUCCAACCUAAACACAGUGUAGAAUGCUUGCCUGGAUGUACGAGAAUAAAACAGCUCAUCAUAUUGAUGAGCUGAAAUAACUUUUUUUUUUUUCUUCCCUCCUGUUAAGAGCCAUGCAAUUUGCAUUGCUUUUCCAAAUAUUUUUUUUUUUUAUAUACAUACAGAUUAUUAUUUUUUUUUUAUUAUUAUUAUUAUUCUUUCCAACCCACUCAAUGUACAUAUAUCUUCUGGUAGUUGGUUGGAUCCCAGUCCUGUCCGGAACAAAGUGGUUACCGAAUAUGUACAGGAAUUCUUGCCUAAUUUGUUCACUUCCAAAUACCCUCUAGUGGAUGCCUUUCAGAUUGGAAUAAAUACUUCAAUAACACUGACUUUUGCAAAGCUCUUAAAAUAAGAACAUCUUGUUUAUUGAGGACUUGCCAGUUGAAUGAAAAAUUCUCAUUCUGUUUUCAUUUCCUUCCUAUUGGUAAUUGUCUGCUGAUUUGUUUUGUUUUUUUUCUUUUGUCUGUUUUCUUUUGACCCCAAUUUACUUUUUUUUUGUGUGUACUGAAAAAGUGAAAUGUUUUAUUUGUAUCUUUAUUUAAGGGAAAGAGUUAAGGAACACUGUAUACAUGGCUGUUUUUUUUCUUUUAUUUUUUUUAUUAUUGUUCUUCCUGUCUGGUGUCUGUUCUCUAGUCACACUAAUGUGGAAGAUUUGAGAAAGCACACUAAGCCACAUGGGCUGUACCUCCUUAGUCCUAUUGUGGUUUAAGGAGAACUACACACAAUUGUUUUCAUAUGUUAUAGUACACGGUUAAAUGUACUAAACUAUUUAUUGUUUUUGGGGUUGUUUUCUAUUUCAUAAUCCAUCUCUCCCUCCUACUGAUGUGGCCAUGAUGAUGAAUGUGACUGUCCCAACUUUCUAACUGUUCCAUACACUGAAUGCACAGCUCCAUAAGUACAUUACAGUUUCCAUUUCAGAUGUUCUGCAAAAACGGAGAAGCACCAACUACUUGGUCUAUAUGUACAGUACUUGAUAAAUGAUUUACUCCUAUCAGUGACCUCACUCGUUUGGAAAGGGUGUUCCAUUUUGCCAUGCAGGAAUGCAAAACACACCUAGAAAAGAGGAUUAACUACUAUUAAGCAAUUUGUUCAAUAUCUGCUCAGCAUUAACAUUAUUCUGUCUCUUACUGAUUGUCAUCUGCCAUGAGAAUAGACUUGGUUCUGUUGCUAUUAAGUGAAUUACAUGAUAUACCAUACACACAAUUAUGUACUCAUUUAUUCUGGUGUUCUGAGUUAUUGCUAAACGCUCAGGUGCAAAAAUGUUCUCAUGUCAGGUUGCAGUUAAUAAAAGACUGAACAUACAUUGCUGAAUGUUUAACGUUUUAAUUCUUCUCUCAAGUCUUAUUUUAAAUUUUGUUUUUCCUAUUUGGUCUUACAUCGCAAUCCUCUCCCCCGUGUGGUAUAUAGUGUAUAAUAUGCUGAAUUGUAUUUUUUUCUUUAAAUAUAUAAAGAACUAGG
Molecule: messenger RNA, 3496 nt
Organism: Pseudophryne corroboree (corroboree frog)
Lineage: Eukaryota; Metazoa; Chordata; Amphibia; Anura; Myobatrachidae
Gene: RANBP3
Product: RAN binding protein 3
Exons: 17
Coding region: 174-1730 (518 amino acids)
Biological process (GO): protein export from nucleus
Cellular component (GO): nuclear pore; cytoplasm
Molecular function (GO): GTPase activator activity
Source: RefSeq, a predicted model, not a curated record